GGAAACGACAGGAACGGCGGCGGAGCUGUGACCUAGCGGUCGAUCCCGUCAGCAAGAAGGAAACAUGAAAACUGGCUGUAGCAUUGGGGAAAAGCCCAAAGGAGGGGGAGGUUAUCACUUCCCAGACUGGGCGUACAAGGCGGAGUCAAGUCCCGGCUCCCGACAGAUCCAGCUGUGGCAUUUUAUUUUGGAACUGCUGCAGAAGGAGGAGUUUCGACAUGUUAUUGCCUGGCAGCAGGGGGAAUAUGGAGAGUUUGUGAUUAAAGACCCAGAUGAGGUGGCCAGGCUAUGGGGCCGGCGCAAAUGCAAACCUCAGAUGAACUACGACAAGCUGAGCCGAGCUCUGAGAUACUAUUACAACAAGCAGAUCCUGCAUAAAACAAAAGGAAAGCGUUUUACUUACAAAUUCAACUUCAACAAACUGGUUAUGCCCAAUUAUCCUUUCAUCAACAUCCGACCUAACGGUGCUGUCCCUCAGAGUGCUCCACCUGUUCCAACUGCAUCCUCCCAUUUUCACUUCCCUCCACUAGACUCCCCCAGCGAAGACGCCCACGGAAGCCGGUUCUCUGGGAACUCCACCGCGCAGUCCAGCCGCGAGUCUUUGAACGAGGUCACCGAUCGUAAGACAAAUGCAUCGGAACAAGAUGACCUUUCCUCCGAUUGGCGGCGUAGUGCAGACCUUCUGGCCCCGCGUAAUCCCAUGGGUUUAGGCCAUCGUGCUCUUCAGAAGCACAAAUCCGAUCUCAUGCUCCCUGUUUUUCCGAUGCCAGGAAUGUAUGCCGACCCCCACAGCCCAUUUGGCUUGUCUCCUCUUCCUGGCCGUGGUAGCCUCCUGAAUAUUCCCAUCUCACCUGCCUUAUCUCUCACUCCGACGGUCUUUUCCUAUAGUCCAUCACCAGGCCUGAGCCCAGCUUUCCAAAGUAGCAGCUGCUUUAACUUCAACCCUGAAGAGAUGAAACACUACCUGCAGGCCCAGGCUUGCUCCGUAUUAAACUACCACCUCAGUCCACGGACUUUCCCAAGAUACCCUGGUUUUAUGAUGCCCCCUCGUCAGCCUCAUUUUCCUCCAGAGGAGCAGUCCUCGUUCCCCAUCAAGUUGCAGCCUCCCCCAAUGGGACGUAAAAACAGAGAGCGUGACCAGAGCCAGGAUGAGACGCAAAUUACUCCACAACAAACUCCUGUUGUAACCACAAUGAAGGUGGAGCCUAUUUCUGCUAUGAAGGUGGAGCCUAUUUCUGACUAUGAACCAACAUCCGAUGAGGAUCUAGACUCUUCAGCAGAGAAAGAUUUCCACAGUGAUGAGGAAGAUGACUCCUUCUCUCCAAGAGAAGACCCUACUAGGCAAGGGCAUACGUUUAUCAAGCCGGCCACUCCAUCUUGGACCGCAGUUUCAUCUGCAUCUUCCAGGCCACCGUAUCCUAACGUGGCUACAGUAGAUCCUUCUGAAUCCAGCGACCGAGUAACGAAGGACUAUUCCGUUGAUGCAGCUUCAGUCGAAAAGAAAGAAGACUCUCUUCCCCCAAAGCUACGUCUGAAACGCCUGUGGAACGGCGAACGUCAGACAGAAGUUGCCGAGGACAGAGGAGAGUGCAGGAAAGUCAGCUGCAUUGUUAAUGGUCUCAGGUCUCCAGUCAUCCCCGCAGAAACCAAGGCAGUGGCUGCUGAUUCUUAGUAAUGGCAGUAAUUUUCUAUUUUAAUCCUGUUCGCGUAGCGCUGCUACAGAAUGGUCGACUUUUAUUGAUUUCCAAACUUUCCUAAUAGCUGAUCUAUAAUUCGUAUUUUUUCCCCCCUCUUUGAGCAUUCAGGGAGAACAAUACCUCUAACACACCGGAAAUGACUCAACCGUACAAACU
Molecule: messenger RNA, 1853 nt
Organism: Xenopus laevis (African clawed frog)
Lineage: Eukaryota; Metazoa; Chordata; Amphibia; Anura; Pipidae
Gene: etv3.S
Product: ETS variant transcription factor 3 S homeolog
Biological process (GO): cell differentiation; regulation of transcription by RNA polymerase II; DNA-templated transcription
Cellular component (GO): nucleus
Molecular function (GO): DNA binding; DNA-binding transcription factor activity, RNA polymerase II-specific; DNA-binding transcription factor activity
Source: RefSeq, marked provisional